AUUAUAUAUAUAUAUAUAUUAUAUAUAUAUUGUAUAUACAUAAUAUAUACAUAUAUAGAAGUACGUAUAGAAUCAUUGAACGGUCGCCCUCUUGCGGUCGUUUUUUUCAGGAAGGGAGCAUCUAUAGAUGCCAUCCCUUUUCCGGCUCCCCCUCUCCACGUCACGGAGAGAAGAACGGAGGACGACAAAUUUGAUCACGUCGGGAUGCGAAGUGGAAGAAGUGGAAUGCUUUUCGUGGCUUUUGUCCGAAUUAUAAAUUUUAUUCUCAUAGAUUUAUCUUAAACGCGUUCAAAUAAUUAUUUUAUCGAUAUUAGUUUUUCGUUUUUAUUUACGAUUACUAUAUCCUAUCGCAUCCCACAAUUAUUUGUUUAAGUUAGAUUUUGUUACGCGUAACAGAGGUACAUAAACGGGAAAAUCCAAAAGGAACAAUGGUCGUUUCAUGUGCCACGUAAACAGGAAUGACGUGGCAUGAUAAGUAUCGCGCCAUUUUCUUUUCUAUUUAUUUAAUAAAAUAGAUUAAAAAAUAUACAAAGAGAUAUAGUGAAAAUAUCUUAUCAAAUUUAAGUGAGAUAACAAUACGAAAAUAUUCUAGGAAGAUAUAUAGAUAGAUAUAUGUACAGUCAUUAAGGUUUAUCUUUCUUUCUGUGUGAAAGAGAAAGAGAGAAGAGAUAAAGAAGCGUCUGGUGAAACGAGGCCCGUUCUAAAAGCAGAUUUAUAAAUUCGGGCUGGGAAAGAGGCUAAGAAUUUUUCUUUUUUUUUUUUUUUUAUUCUAAAAAUUUAGAAUAUUUUUAUUCGUGGGAAAUAUGCUCGCGCUCGCAUGAAUAGACUGAAAGAAUAGAGGGAGAUAGAGGCACAGAUAGAGAAAGGGAGAGAAAGAGAAAACUAGAGAAAGAGAGGGAGGAAGAGAGAAAGCGAGAUAGAGAAAGAUAGAAACUAACAAUCGGGACUUCCUUUGAGUUUGUUUGCCCAUUAUUAAGUUAUUUUCAAAGUCUCAAAUGAUCAUACACAGGCACGCGAAUCCACGAACAAAGAUCCGUCGUGUGUGGUCGCGCUUAUCGAUCGAAUGAUCAACUUCGGGCCACAGUGGUAAAUCGUAUGUUACAAAACACGAUCGAUCGGAACAAAACAAUGGCAUUAGAGAGUGUUUCCGUGGCCGAGACUCUAAUCCAAAGAGUUAUGAAGGAAAGAUCAUAAUGAUGAUGAUGAUGAUGAUGAUUAUGAUGAUGAAAAAUCAUGACGAUGAUUAUGAAUGUUUAUAUAAUGAUGUUAAAAGGGACUAUGUUGCGGUGAGUAAUAAUGAUAAUGACUUGGAAGAUGGAGAAAUUCCUUCCGAUGAAGAUGACGAACCAGUUACUUCUGCACAAACUGAAAUAGUUGAACCUGCUAAGUCAUCUUCUAAACAAGAUGCAUCUAAGAAUAAAAAUUUUGAUUCUAAGUUUAAUAAAAACAAAAAGACAACUAUUCAAGGAUCAAAUACUAAACAUGAACGAUACUCAAAGUAUAAAAAUCCAUCAGAUGAUUGGGCAGGUGAUGUGGAGAAAGCUAUUAGAGCAGCUCUUGAGGAAGAUGGGGGUAGAAAUUCAGAUUCAAAAUCGAGGAGUAAAACUAGUAGGAAUAAAAGCAGGAAAAGAGCUCGUGAUGAGAGAGAUGAAGAUCGUUCAAAAGAUCAAAAGAAACGGAAAUUAAGUGAUGAUGAGAAUGGUAAUGAAGAUGAUGAUGAAAUGGUUUUUGUACGUGGUGCUUCUCCUAUUAGAAAGGAUUCUCAAGAUAAUAGCUCUCCCAGACAUACUAAUGAUCAUGAAAAUUUUGAUAGUAAUUCUGAUUAUGAAGAAAGGCCCAGUAUAACCCGACAUAGAGAAAAUGAGAAUAAGCAGCGUGGUGAGCGUGGUGGUAAUGGAAGAGGAGGGGGAGGAGGAGGAGGAGGAGGAGGAGGAGGAGGAGGUCGCAGAGGUGGAAAGAAUGAACGUGGUGGAAAAAAUAAAGGCCGUGGACAAUUGAGAAAUGAACGAAAUGGCCGAAGAAUUCAAAGUAAUGAACAUGGACAAGAUCCAGAAUCCAUAUGUUUGUAUUACAUGCAAGGAAAAUGUCAUAGAGGAGAUGAUUGUCCUUUUUCUCAUAAUGCUUUACCUCCCAGAAAGAUGGAACUUUGCAAGUUUUAUCUUAUGGACUGUUGUGCUAAAAGGGACAAAUGUCUUUAUAUGCACCAUGAUUUUCCAUGUAAGUUCUUCCAUACUGGCAUGAAUUGUCUUCAGGGUGAUAAUUGUAAAUUUUCACAUCAACCUUUAAAUGAGCAGGUAAAAGCGAUUCUCUUAAAACAUCUUGAAACUGCACCAAAAGAAAUUCUUGGGGACUUUCCACGUAUGAGUAGAGAAAAAGCAUCGUCAUUGAUAAAUAAUACAGCUCUAACAUUUUCUCAAGGACAAGAUACAACGAAUCCAAAAAUUCCCAGUUUAUUCGAAUUGAAUGUACCUGCACCAAUAAUUACUUUAGACAAAAAUGAAAACAAGGAUGAAAAAAAGGAAACAUCCAAUCAACAGAAAAGCACUGUUAGGGAAAGGAAACCUUCUGGAAAGAAGACACGUUGGGGAUCAGAUGAAGAUAGAGUACCAUAUGAACAAAUUAUGUUAUUACAAUCAGCUAAUGAUCUAGGUAUUCAACUGCCUAAUGCUGCUUUAGGUUUAGCAACUCAACAACAAUUGCAACAAAAUCAAAUAUUGCAACCAUCUGUUCCAAGCAUGGAUUUUUACACUGAAACUAAUGCAGAUUCUAAUAAAACAACUGUAAAUAAAUUGAAAGAUAAAGAAGAUUUUACAAAAGAUGUAGAAGAAGAUGAAAUUUUAGCGCAGGCAAAGAAAAAAACUACAUCCUCUAAUGAUAAUAAUUCAAAGGAUAUAGAUUUGAGGGUGUUAAGAUCUGCAAAAAAACCACCACCUGUAGUUAGUAUAGCUGAUGAAGUUGCAAAUCUCAGUAAGUCCAAACUCGACGAAGAAAGUGAUCAAGAUGAUGAAACUGAACUUGUUAUUGAAAUGCCAGUUGAAGAUGAUGAUAAAGAGAAAGUUGCAGAACCACAAAAAGAAUCAUCGAUGCCGAAUGAACAAAGCAACAUUUCAAGUGUAGCUUCACCUUCCAUAGAAGAGCAAGAAGUUCCAUCUCAUUUACCAAAAAGGGCUCAAGAAUUAUUUUUGCGUAUUCAGCAGCAACAACGUGCUGCACAAGAUAGUUUUAAGAAUGUAGAAGAUGAAAGCAAUGCACGUAAUACGGAUCAUAUUUUAGAAGAUUGGUAUUCAGACGAUGACGACGACGACGAUGGCGAUAAUCUAACUAUAGUGCUUUCUUCGAAAGAUGCUUCAAAAGAAGAAACUGAACCUUCUGAAAAAGACCAAAAUACUAAUAUCAAAGAACAAUUUCAAUCAGCAUCUCCUGCACCUAGUAUACCUCAGCCAGCAGCUAUUGUUGACAAACUUGGAGAUUUAAGUAAAAUUGAUAUUAGUGCAGAAGUAUCGAAAUUGUUAUCAACUCUUAAGGCACAGAGUUCAACAAAUGGUAAAACUUUGCAAACUCAUCAGAAUAGCAACAUAAACACUCAAGAAUCUUUAGUUUCAAAAUUGAAAUCUGCACAAGAUAUAAAUAACGCUGAUUAUAACCUUGUUACUAAAGUAACUAAUAAUUCUACAUUUAAUGUUUCAAGUCAAAUUUCUAAAAUGGAAAAUGAAACAUCCAGUCCUAGGUCGUCACCUGGUACAAGUUCAACGGUAGCUCCUGUGUCUAGAGAUCCUCGAAUGUCCAGAGAUCCUCGGCAACGUCGAGAUGAACAGAAACCAAGCAGUCCAAGCAGAAUAGAUCCUAAAAAAGAAACGAAACACCUUAGGUUGGAAACAAGUAUCUAUAGCUCUGGUAUUACUGCAGUAGAUACAAACAUGGAUAUAGAUCUUAGAACUAGAGCAGAUCAAGAUCUUAGAAGAAAAGAUAUGGAUUUCAGGCAACGUUUUCAAACUGGAUUUGGAGAUACAGAUCUUAGAGUAGUUGGUGCAGGAUUUACAGAUACAUCUACUAAAUCGGAUGUUGAUCUGCGACAAAUGUUAAGUUUACCAUUCAAACCAGCUCCUUCGCAUAUCCCAUGCACUGAAAUAGAUGCAAGCUACAAUUCCCAUCCUCCAAUGACUUAUAAAGUAUAUGUUGUUGACAUACCAAGGCCUGAUUAUACAGGCUUAAAGCUUACAAAGAAUGAUCCACAAGUAAAGUACGAUCCUCGUCUUAGAAAAAUUUUCCGUGUUAGUAAAUCUGAAAUAGCUGAUUCUCCUAUGUCUCCACCACCAAUAAAACCAGACACGCCAAAAUCACCUCCUCAAAUUCGAUCUGAUCCACGAAGAAAAGCGCUCGAAGCUUCUAAUCAAUCCUCACAAAAUGUCAGUGCUUCCAUGAUACAAGGUGCUCCGCAACAACCUAUGGAAAUACCUAGUAUGGCUCUUGGUCCCCCUGGUAUCUCUGUUACACCAAAUAUGUCAGGAUCACAAAAUAUGAUGGCCAUGUCACAAAACCCAAUGCUUGGAAGUAUGGGACCCAUGGGUCCUAUGAUGAAUCCUUCCAUGGGUCCACAAAAUAUGCCUCCAAUGAGUAUGACCAGUAUGGCAAACAUGCCACCAACAAUGAAUAUGAAUGGACCAGUUAUGUCACAAAAUCAAAUGAACUACGAUCCACGUUACAAUGCACAACGCAAUAAUGGAGCUGGACUCUUAGGCCCUGCUCCUGGUGUAGGUUUUGGACCUGAUGUUGCUCCUACUUAUGAUGGACCUCCUCCAUAUUCUGGUAGUAAUUUUAAUAAUUUUGGCCCAAACUCUGGCCCCGCAGAUCCUAGCUUAAUGGGCUUCAAUCCAAAUGGGCCAAAUCCUUCAAAUUUUGUCAUGGAUAAUGGUCCUGAUUGGAAUGGCGCAAGUCAGAGUAGACGUGGUGGUCGUGUGAGGAGAAGAAAUCGUAACAGGACCAAUGCUGUGACCAAUAAUUGAUGCAAUAAAUCAUACAAAAAUAGCUCAUCCAUUGUGUAGGUACAUAACUUAAGUACCUGAUAAUAAUUCUCAUUAUACUCAUAUAAUAUGAUUAUUAAGGUAUGACAUACAUUGCUGAAUAAUGCAAUGAGCUAUAUGAUUUGCUUGAAUUAUUUUAUUGUGUCAACUGUACAAAUGUUUGACAGUAGGAAUUGUCUUUAAAUAAUAAUAAUUAGUAUAUAAAAUUGAAUACACAUUGGCAGUGUGUAUAUGUAGUACUGAUAAUUGCACUGUCUUGUGUUUUACUCUUAAGACUAAGUGAAUAUAGAGUAAACACAAUACGGAACAAACAAAAUUGGAAAACAUUGUUUUUGAUAAUACAGAUAAGUAAAUUUUAAGGGAAAUCUGUAUAUAUCAUGUAUUUAUGAUUCAUUCAAAAAGACAUUUAGUAAUUAAGAUACGCAGAAUAGAAGAAUAUUAGAUUGUACUCUAAUUGAUUUAUAUUUUUGUUAUGUCUUCCAAUAUAAAAAUACAUAUACACACUUACGCGCGUACCGUACAUAUGAUGUAUUUCAUUAAAAAUAUUUAAUAUGCCAUCUUUGCUUUUUGAUUAUACAAAAGUUAAUUAUAAAUGCACCAUCCAAAAUUUUAACAUCUGAUUUAUUAAAAAAACAUUAUGUUCUUUACAUGAUUUUUUUCUUACUUUUGUAGGACUAA
Messenger RNA from Polistes dominula (European paper wasp), 5699 nucleotides. RefSeq names its product suppressor of sable (gene su(sable)). Lineage: Eukaryota; Metazoa; Arthropoda; Insecta; Hymenoptera; Vespidae. Gene Ontology annotation, molecular function: metal ion binding; RNA binding. Gene Ontology annotation, cellular component: nucleus. The record is from RefSeq and is a predicted model, not a curated record. Gene Ontology annotation, biological process: negative regulation of DNA-templated transcription.